This is a messenger RNA of Mesocricetus auratus (golden hamster), 396 nucleotides long. RefSeq names its product prothymosin alpha-like. Lineage: Eukaryota; Metazoa; Chordata; Mammalia; Rodentia; Cricetidae. The transcript has 2 exons. The record is from RefSeq and is a predicted model, not a curated record. Gene Ontology annotation, cellular component: nucleus. Gene Ontology annotation, molecular function: histone binding. The coding region runs from base 1 to 396 and encodes 131 amino acids. Gene Ontology annotation, biological process: negative regulation of apoptotic process; positive regulation of transcription by RNA polymerase II.
AUGUCAGAGGUGGCCCUCGACACCAGCUCCGAGGUCACCACCAAGGACCUGAAGGAGAAGAAGGAAGUUGUGGAGGAGGCAGUGAAUGGAAGAGACGCACAUGCCAACGGGAAUGCUCAAAAUGAGGGAAAUGGGGAGCGGGAGGCUGACGAUGAGGUAGAUGAAGAGGAGGAAUCAGAUGGGGAGAAAGAGGAGGAAGGGGAAGAAGGAAACGGUGAGGAAGAGGAUGGAAAGGAAGAUAAGGAAGCUGAGGCUCCUACGUGCAGGAAGGUGGCUGAAGAUGAUGACGAUGGUGAUGUUGACACCGAGAAGCAGAAGACCAAUCUAAAUGUGGUCACCUUCGAAUAUGGGAGCAGGCGCCACCUGCGCGUAGUGGGCAGUGUCACCCACCGAUGA